AUGGCAGACCAGGAUCAUACUGGUGUCUCCCGCGGAUAUGCGCCGGGGGUGACCAAGAACGCCAGGUACCCUGUGUGGCGCAAUGUUCAACAGUAUGGCGCCUCGGCAGACGGCUCUGGCGAUCAGACUGGCAGUAUCCAGAACGCCAUUGACGAUGACGGAUCCAAUGGCAGUCGAGAGGGCAAAGGUGUCACCAAGUUCCCUGCGGAAGUGUUCUUGCCCGGUGGUACAUACCAACUGGGAAGCACAUUGAAUCUCCGCGUGGGUACGGUCAUCACGGGUGACCCUCUGAAUCCCGCAGUGCUCAAAGCCUCGGCCAACUUUAAUGGCGACACUAUCGUCAACGGAUACGAUAGCCCCCACGGUGCCCCGGAGACGAGUUUCAUGACUCUCCUGCGCAAUGUGGUAAUUGAUACUACGGCACUGAGCCCCGAUGCGGCCAUCACGGCCUUACAGUGGGGUGUCGCUCAGGGUUCCGGCUUGACCAACGUCAAGAUCAACAUGCCUUACAACUCCAAUGGCCAGGUGGGUAUUAAGCUCACCGGCGGGUCUACGAUCGCCGUGACUGAUGUCCACAUUCACGGUGGUGCCGUGGGUAUUGAAAACUCCAACCAGCAGGUCAACUUCAAGAACAUUUACUUCCAGGGCUGUACACUGGGCUUCAAGGGCGCUGUGGACAACGGUGGCGGUGGCUGGACCGUUUUGCUCCAGGGUGCUACCUUUGAUUCCAACGGCGUUGGCAUUGACAUGACCGCCAACGAGUUGGGCAGCUUGGUUCUCUUGGAUUCCAAGGUGACCAACUCUGGUACCGCCGUCAAGUUCUAUGACUCCUCCAACGAUGGAGGCAAUCGCAACAGCCAGCUGCUAAUUGAGAAUCUCGAGCAUGACACUGAUCACCCCAUUGCUGUGACUAGCAAUGGUGAUGUGAAGCUUGCAGCCACAAGCCAUGUCGACACUUGGGCUUGGGGUAACGUCACUCCUGGAACGUACGAGACCGGUACCACGUUUACCACCUCCCGUCCAGAUGUCCUGUUGUCAAACGGCAAGUAUUUCAUGCGCACUCAGCCCACCUACGCCGAAUAUGCGGCCGACCAAGUCGUCAAUGUCAAGAGCGUCGAUGGUCACAAGGUGUACGGAGAUGGCAGGACCAGUGAUGUUGCUUCGUUGAAUGCCAUUCUCGCCGAUAACGCGGCUAACUGCAAGAUCACUUACUUCCCUUACGGUGUUUAUAUCGUUGACGAUACCCUCAAAAUCCCCGUGGGUUCGCGUAUCGCCGGUGAAGCCUGGGCUGUCAUCUCUGGCAAGGGCAAUGCCUUCAAGGAUUCCUCCAACCCGAAGCCUGUUGUCCAACUUGGACAGCCUGGUGAUGUUGGUGUUAUUGAAAUUCAGGAUAUGCGCUUCGGUGUCAGUGAAAUCCUUCCUGGUGCGAUCAUUGUUGAAGUCAAUGCUGCCGGGGCUAACCCGGGUGAUGUUGCCAUGUGGAACACCAUGGUGCUCAUCGGCGGUACUUACGACACCAGCAUCUCGACCAACUGCCAGAAUGAAGACACUUCGCAGUGCAUGGCGGCCUUCCUCGCUUUGCACCUGACAUCUUCUUCAUCUGCCUAUAUUGAAAAUCUCUGGGUCUGGACCGCCGACCACAACCUUGACAACGGCGGCUCUGCCUACACCGUGAUCUCCACCGGCCGUGGUGUUCUGGUCGAAGCCACCAGGGGCACAUGGUUGACCGGCACUGGAUCGGAACACAACUGGCUGUACAACUAUAACUUCCACGCGGCCGAGAACGUUUUCGCCGGCUUAUUGCAGUCUGAAAGUCCCUACAUGCAGGGUUCAGGCGCGACGCACUCCGCUCCGGCGCCCUGGACUGCCGAAGCUGUCUAUGGUGACCCUGACUUCUCCUGGUGCGGUGGCGGUGAUCAAAAGUGCCGAACCUCACUCGCUACCAACGUUGACGGAGGCAAGAAUGUGUUGCUUUAUAACAGUGCCGCUUGGGCGUUCUUCAACGGACCAUGGUAUGGUGACUACAGUACGCAGUGCUCUGGCUCUUGCCAGACCAAUAUGAUGCGCGUCGCCAACAGUCCCGAGAAUCUGGUCUGGUAUUCCAUCAGUACCAGAAAGACUGAUGUCAUGAUUCUCGAUGGCGAUUCUAACCCCACCGAGUAUAAUCAUCCUGGUAGCUGGGAGGGUCUCAUCCAGGCUUAUCGGCAGUUUGCCUCAUAG
Penicillium diatomitis is the source of this 2220-nucleotide messenger RNA. Its product is annotated as glycoside hydrolase family 55 protein. The record is from RefSeq and is a predicted model, not a curated record. NCBI's taxonomy places the organism in Eukaryota, Fungi, Ascomycota, Eurotiomycetes, Eurotiales, Aspergillaceae. Gene Ontology annotation, molecular function: polygalacturonase activity. Bases 1 to 2220 code for a protein of 739 amino acids. The transcript has a single exon.